AUGAUGGACGAAGAUGCCACCUUUCAAGUGCCACAGGCUCAGUGGCAGCUCCAACAGGCAUUGAACAAUGGGGAAAGGAUGGACGAUGAGCCGGAACGGAUGGAUGAAGAUGAAGGAAGGGAAUGGCCCUACGAUGAGCGUGCUACUGCCAGAAGUAAUUCUUCCAGCCCAACCGGUGGUGCCUGGCAUGCCAUUACCAGUUUCUGGGGAGGAGGUUUUCAGCAGCAGCCCCAAUCUGGAAGAAGUAGCCCUCAUAACAAUGGCGAGAGGGUAGAUAUGGGUGAUGAUUGCCGUGAAGAAGAAGUGGUCAUGGAACGCGAGGGCUGUGAUCCCUAUGACUCUCGCAUUCAUGAACCACUAAAGCGCGGGCAAGAGGAUGGAGAACAAGCCAACAAGAGACGCCGUUUGGAGGAUGCCAGUAUCGCCUUUUACCAGGCUACCCCCGGGCUUUCCGAACGCCAACAGGCCAUUUUGGAAUACUCAGCACCUUCUACCGUUACUCCCUUGUUCUACUUUAUCGGAUACACUCCCUUUGCCAUUACGUGGGGUAUGGUCUUGUACACGGGUCACUCCUUGCAGACGGCGAUUUCUACCUUUGGACCCGAGACUGAAAACUUGCGCUGGAAGGCAUGGAUCCCACCUCUUAUCCACCAUUUGAUCGAUACCUACGUGUGGAAUCAUUCCUUGAUUACCAUGAUGCUCUUGUACCCAGAGUGGUUUGGUUCUACGGCUUACUGGUGUGCCGUCUCUUUCAUCACGUGUUCGCAGUGCUUGUACUUGUGCGUCUCCCUCAAGACGCACUACAUCAAGCACAAGCACAAGUUGAAAACAAACUCCUACCGACAAAUUGAGCUACGGUUCAUCGACUGCUUCUUGCUCUACUUGUUGGCCGUCAUCAACUUUAUUCUGGCCCGACUUCUUGGAUACCCGAUCCUCUUGUACAUUGGAUUGAUCGAAUUCAAUGUAGCCCCACUUUACAUUGUGUGGGCAUACAAGAAACGGUUUGAUGCUGCCCUCAAACCAGUAAACCAAUGGGAUGGACAGAAGGACGACAAAGAGGACACCAAGAAGAACGACCACACCAAGAAGGACAAAUAA
Molecule: messenger RNA, 1098 nt
Organism: Seminavis robusta
Lineage: Eukaryota; Bacillariophyta; Bacillariophyceae; Naviculales; Naviculaceae
Source: the annotation of a GenBank genome assembly